Cladophialophora immunda is the source of this 4731-nucleotide messenger RNA. RefSeq lists its product as uncharacterized. Gene Ontology annotation, biological process: protein ubiquitination. NCBI's taxonomy places the organism in Eukaryota, Fungi, Ascomycota, Eurotiomycetes, Chaetothyriales, Herpotrichiellaceae. Gene Ontology annotation, molecular function: nucleic acid binding; ubiquitin-protein transferase activity; metal ion binding. The record is from RefSeq and is a predicted model, not a curated record. The coding region runs from base 1 to 4731 and encodes 1576 amino acids. Gene Ontology annotation, cellular component: CCR4-NOT complex. The transcript has 5 exons.
AUGAGUAGGUCGCAGGAUACCGUCAUCGAUGAUGACGAGGAGACUUGCCCACUCUGCAUCGAAGAGUUUGACCUAUCCGACAAGAACUUCAGACCGUGUCCUUGUGGCUACCAGAUUUGCCAGUUCUGCUUCAACAGUCUUAAGACUACUUACGAAAAGAGUACCUGCCCGAACUGUCGAAGACCCUACGAUGAAAAGACCAUUCAGUACAAAAUCCCGACGGCUGAAGAAUUCAAACUCGAUCAACUAAACAAAAAUAAAAAGCAAGCCGCAGCCAAACGAAAAGAGACGGAGAAGCGAGAGGUCGAAAAUUCAUCACGUCGCAAUCUCGCUGGUGUGCGUGUCAAGCAACAAAAUCUUGUCUACGUUAUCGGCCUCAUUCCGCAGAUCAAAGAUGAACAAGCACUGCUCCAGACUCUGCGCGGUCCAGAAUAUUUUGGUCAGUACGGCGAAAUCGAGAAGAUCGUAGUUAGCAAAGCCAAACCAGGUGCUGCAAACCAAGGAAUUGGUGUCUACGUUACAUAUGCUCGCAAAGAGGACGCGGCUCUCUGUAUCAACACUGUCGAUGGUUCUCUCAACGGCGAUCGCGUUCUCAGGGCGCAAUUUGGCACUACCAAGUACUGCUCGGCCUAUUUGCGAGGGGAAACAUGCACCAACAAAAACUGUAGCUUCCUCCACGAGACCGGCGAAGAUGGUCAACACAGCUCAUUGCAAAACGAACCCCAUGGCGCAAAACUACCUACUCGACCUGUCGUGUCGGCCCAGCCUUCGCAAAUGAACCCUCCACCUCGACCACAGUCAGCGGCACAAAAUGCGAACACACAGCCAAUGGCUCGGCAAGGUAGCAAAGAAAAUGAUGACAGCAGGAAGAACUCGCACGAUGGUUCUGCCCUACCCUCCACUGCCAGCUGGGCUGCUGCGAAUGCUUCCGUCGCGCGAACAAGGCGAGCAAGCCAAAGCAAUAGCAGGGCUACCCCAAGUCCCCAAACCACUCACGCUUCGCUCGCCGCUCAGAAGCCGGAUGAGCACAAAGCUAAGGAGCCUCUUGUCAGUCAGCCAUCUACCUCGGCCGCUCCCCCGAAGACGACAUUCCAGCCAGAACAAAUAGUUUCCAAACCGAAGCCGAAACCAAUGGACCCGAUACAAAAACAAUACGAGGAGGUCCUCCGAUGUGUAUCACGGAGUUACCGAUUCAUCUACGACGACUCGUGUCUCAGUCCAGAAGCUCGCGCCGCGGUUGACGACAUGCCCUGUUUUAUCGACCCUUACGGUGGUGCCAAACGCCGCGCCAUGCGAGAGAAAGAAGAGGCCGAGCGCGCAAAGCUAGAGGCCGAAACCAAAGCCAAACUCGAGGCGCAGGCCACAUCAGCCGCAGAAGAAACACUGGAUGAAGACAAUAUUGUUGCUGGUAGCCUUGCUCUAGGUGGCGAACCAGAAGAUGAUCCAAGAGGUUCUUCAGCACGUGGAGCAAUCGGACGCCCGGCCCAAUCUCUGAGCGACCAGUUUUCGACUAUGGGGUUGAAUAAUCGGAGCCUAACCCCUCAACAGCGACAACAAUUGGCCCUCCUCAACACCGGCAACCUGCCACAGGCUCCGGGUCUCAAUCAACCCAGCUCCCAGAAUAUCGCCUUCGAGAUGUCAGACUUUGAGAGAAGAGGACCACAGUACAGCCAAGCCCAGUACGAACAGAUUAGCAGUCAUCAACGCCACGGUUCCCGAUACUUCAACAAUGAUACCAAAGCUGCCACCACCAGUCGCUUUCAAGGACAGCAGCAGAGCUUCUACUCCAGUGGGGUUCAAGGACCUCCUCCCGGGCUGCCAACGGCUGGGACCCCUCCGGUUAGUGGCGGCGGCAUGUUCGCCCAUGGCCAGAAUUUCACCAACCCUGGGUUUGGAACUUCCAAAGAUAUCAACGCGGAAGUUUAUUCGAGGAAUCGCAGUGGAACAAAUCAAGGUCAUGAUCUGUCUAAGCGAGGUGGUGUAGAGCAUCUUGCAGACCCGAGUAUUGCGUCAGUGAGAGUCCAGCAGAGCAAUACGACAGGGCAGGGGCUGUUUGGGGGUAAUCAAGUGGAUGAGAAGAACUUUCCGCCUCUGCCAGCUCGCCCGGAUUCACAGCCUCCACAUUUACACUCUCGGGUCUCGUCCUUCCAGAGUCAUUACAGCUCGGGUCUACGGUCAUCUACACCCAAAGUCCCGCCAGGAUUCGAGCUCAGCCAUGGACACCCCGCUCCCAUUAGGUCGGUGUCUCCUACCCAGCCUGGCCAGGCAGUUGGACAACGAAGCACUUCAAUCAGUUCUGUACCUAUCGCACCAGCAGUGCCAAUCGUACCCUUGACAAAUCGCACAUCAACUCCGAAGCCAAAGGGAUCCGAUCCGCCGAAAGAAGACAGCAAGGUCAUGCCGGUUGACGAUGCACCUAUCUCGAGCAAGAAGCCCAGCACCGGAGUAAACGAAAUUAGUCUGGGCUCGCCCAAACCGAAGUCAAGUCGUCAAAAGUCUGAGAUUGAGAAGAAGCUGGAUGUGGCAGAGAAGGUUGAAGAGAAAACUCGGAAGAAAGAUGACUCCCGGACUCUUGGAAAGGUUGAGGACACUAAGGGCAAAGGGAAAGCCCCAGCGGCGAAACCUGGGAAGAUUGAUUUACCUCAGGGAAUCGCCUCAGAUGCCCCGACUAACUCGCCGCUGCCAUCUGUCAACGCUAGUGGUUUGGAUAAGUCUGCUACACCGAUUUUGGACUCCGCCGUCGUCGGCACACCGGCGACAAUGAGCCCCCGGCCGGUUACUCCUGUUACUACAACUCCGUCGGAAACAUCCAAGACAUCGAUGCCCCGACCCAGAACUCUGCGCGUAACGACUGGAAUGGUGACAAAAACGCUGGAGCAGACCCCUGCUUCUGCCACGACCGAGAAAUCCAGCGCUGUGCCUCCCAUUUCGGCUAUGAAGAAAGGCUCGAGGCGACCUUCGCUCUCUUCGGCCCAGCUUAGUAGGCCUUCAACUCCAGCAAUGUCUGAGCGCCCUUCUCAUGACGCUUCCCGUGCCAGCUCUCCUCCACCCAGUAUAGUUGGUUCUGCUCCAGAACGAAACAAAAGCAAGGCCCAACUAAAGAAAGAACGGCGAGAGAAGUCUAAAAAGACGACUGAUACCAAUGACAAUGUUCCAAGUGCUGCCACUACCCCCGUAGUGGAAGAAGUUGCUCCGGUCAUUGCUCGGCAAAAGAAACAGAAGAAGCAACGACUGGAGAGUGGCACCCCGGCUAGUGGUGACGAGAAGGCGAAACCAAAGUCGCAGGAGAUCGGCACGAAGACGCAAGAAACGAUCGAGAGACAGAACAUGGCAACUAUUGGGAAUGCGGCGGGCCAAAAGAAGACAGAGGAGAAAGACAAGGCCUCUCUUCUCGCUUCGCAGCAGGCCGAAAAGUCUGCAAGUCAGUCUCAAAAACCAGGCACUCCUCGAACAGCAACACCAAAGCAGGAGUCUGCAGCUAGAGUUGACGAGGCCAAGGGCACGUACACGAUGCGCGACCUGUACAAUGAAGCAGAGAAGAUGGCCGCAGCCAAUGACGGCCUUUCGACCCACGCCGCCAUGCAAAAACUGCUCAACGAGCAUAUUUCCUCGAUGCCCAAAAUCUUCUCCUCACUCAUCCAAAUGGGGGACCUUUCUAGGGAACACCCCUGGCUCAAUCCGCCCUCUUUCAACUCGGCCACAUACAAAUUACCGCCAGACUCCCGACGUGGCCAAGAGUACCUGGACGGCAACGGAUACAGUGCCAACGAUGCGUUUGGGUAUAUCUAUCUGCCACUCAAGGAGAAGCAAGCAUUGAAGGAUGGCAAUGCCGUGAGUGUUGCAGAUGCAGGAGAGCGAAAAGAUGAUCUGCUGAAGAGAUGUUUGGUGACGCCGAAUGGAUGGGUCCUGAGGCAUCUCAGCGCUGACGAGGGUGAAAAGCUCCUCGAACUCGAGGAAAGACGCCAAAUAUACCUCGAGGAGUUUGGGGAUUUGGGCACCAUGGCCGGGUUGGGUGUGCUUGAAACCGAUGACUACACCAACCUCGGCGGUGGCAUGGAGAGGCUUGCCCGACAUGGUGAGCGGCACGGUGUUGUUUGGAUCAUGGGGGAGGAUGGCGAAAUGGUUGAUGACGACGAGUUUGAGCCAUUCGACGACGAAGACGGCGAGAUUGAUGGUGAGAUCGGCGAUAGCGACGAAGAAGGGGAAGAGGAGGAAUACGGCGAAGGGGAUAGCCUGGAUGUCGAGGGAGGGGAAAGCUUUGAAGCCGACGACUCAGUAAACAUGCCAGGUGGCUGGGACCUCCCCCCUCGGGAUCCUCAUCAUGCUCCUAGAGUUGGGUCUGGCGGGCGGAUUAAUUCUCUGCCUGGGUUGGGUCCGCAUUCUAGGACGAAUGCUCUGCGCUUGCCUUCGAGAGGUCCACCGAUCGGCCAGGAAGAUCCUGUGCAACAGGACAAUCGUGCCACUGCUGGUCCAAGCACGGCUCCCCAAAACGCCAGCAAACAAUCCCCCGCAGCGUCAGCAACAAAUGCAGCAAACGCAACAACGACAGAAAACGUUAACGUGCGUCUUCUUGACGCUGAUGCUCUGCAAAAACGCGUCCAAGAAUCACAAAAGGCGCUCGAUGCAGCGCGCAAAGAGAUGGAGAAGGCUGAGAAACUUUGGAACAAGAAGGCAAAGGACAUUGGCCGGUGGAGAGAGGGUCUCAUCGGGUCGUUGGGAGUGAAGGGCUAG